UUUCCUGGUUGAAAAUUGAAUCGGUGGAUGAACCUUAUUCCUUCCAGGAUUCAAUAACUUCACUACCCACUAUAUAUACAUAUAUCCUUUUCUGUAACCUUCUUAUCAUCGUAGUAGUAAUUUAAGUUUUGCCUCCAAAAUCAGUAAUUGAGUGUGGUCAGUCAUCUCUUGCUGAUCAAGAGUCAUCAAUUUAUUCUCUCUACCUAUUAAGGGUUUUAGGGGCGUGUUUGUAUCAGAUGGAAAUUGGGACGGAAAUUGAACUGGCGAAGUUGGUCGGCGAUGGUGGACACGUGGCGGGGGCGACUAGAAACUUUGGCCGGAGAUGCAGUAGGUGGGGCCUGCACAGUGAGAUUCUGGGGAGGAGGGGUAAUCUCCCAAUUUGGCAGCACAAGGAUGAGUUCCUGAAGGUCUUUACACAACAUCAAGCCCUGAUCUUGGUCGCUGAACCUGGUAGCGGCAAAUCCACCCAGGUUCCUCAAUUUGUACUGGAGGCUGUUACUAAUGAUACCCAGUCCACCACCUCAGAGAGUCAGGGGAGCAAGUACAUGAUUGGCUGCACCCAGCCUCAAAGGGUUGCUGCGAUGUCUGCUUCUCAACAAGUUGCUAAAGAGAUGGAUGUGACCCUUGGAGAGGAAGUUGGUUACUCUGUUCGUUUUGAAGACUGCACUAGUGCAACUACUGUUUUGAACUACUUAACAGAUGGUAUGCUUCUGAGAGAGGCUAUGACAGAUCCAUUGCUGGAAAGGUACAAAGUGAUCAUUGUUGAUGAGGCCCACCAACGAACGCUGGAAACAGAUGUUCUCCUUGCGCUACUUAAGAAGCUGCUGAAAAAAAGACCCGAUGAUCUCAAGCUAGUGGUUAUGAGUGCCACUAAUCUCGAAGCUGAAAAGUUUAGAGGGUAUUUUUGUGGUGCACCUGUCGUGGAAGUCCCUCAAAGGCUUCACCCUGUAGAUAUCGUCUACUCACUUCAGGAGCAGCAGCCUGAAACUAAUCACCUGGAGGCAGUUAUUCAGACUCUUUCGCAGAUUCAUAGUUUUGAACCCCCUGGAGACAUACUUGUUUUUCUCAAUGAGGAAGAAGAGGAGAUUGAAGGUGUUUGUCGUAGGAUUGCCUUGGAAAUGGCAAAUUUAGGAAGUCAGGUUGGGCCUGUAAAAGUUGUUCCUCUUUGCUCUACACUUCCGCUGGCCAUGCAGCAGGAUGUCUUUGAACCUGCUCCUGCUCCACUGGUGGAAGGCGGUGCUGCUGGAAGGAAGAUUGUUGUCUCUGCAAAUAUUGCUGAAACUUCUUUGGCCAUAGAUGGAAUAGUUUAUGUUGUAGAUUUGGGUUUCUCCAAGCAAAAAGUACGCCCUCGAAUCGGCACAGAGUACCUUGUUUCUUGGAUAUCAAAGGCAAGUGCUCACCAAAGAUCCAGUUGUGCUGGAAGAACACAACCAGGAAAAUGUUUUAGGCUCUACACAGAGAAAAACUUCCACAAUGACCUCGAGCCACACACAACACCAGAAAUAACUCGAUCUAAUCUGGUAAGUACUGUUCUUACUUUGAAGAAACUUGGGAUAGAUGACAUAGUCCAUUUUGAUUUCAUGGACCCUCCAGCCGGGGAGUCAUUAAUGAGCGCAGUGGAGGUAUUGAAGUACUUGAAUGCCUUGGAUGAUGAUGGGAACAUGACCAGACUGGGUGAGAUUCUGAGUGAAUUUCCCGUGGAUCCAAAUAUGGCUAAAAUGCUUGUUGUCAGCUCAGGUUUGAACUGCUCCAAUGAAGCUCUCUCUGUUUCUGCGAUGCUUCUGGUUCCAAAUUGCUUUAUCCGGCCUCAGGAGGCUCAGAUUGCUGCUGAUGAUGCAAGAGCUCGCUUCACUCACGGUGAUGGGGAUCAUCUCAUGCUGUUAAAUGUCUAUAAUGCGUACAGGCAGAACAAGGAGGACCUGCUUUGGUGUGAAAGAAAUUUUAUAAAUCGCAGAGUACUUGUAGAUGCUGAAAAUGCAAGAGAGCACCUAUCUCGCAUCAUGGUCAGGUCUGGACUUAAGUUAUGUAGCACAGACGUCAACAGCCCUGACUAUUUUAUCAACAUUAGAAAAGCCAUAUUAUCUGGCUAUAUCACGCAGGUGGCUCGCUUGGAGCACCCAACUGGCUUCUACUUGACUGUGAUUGGCAACCAAACAGUUGAAUUGCACCCUUCAAAUUGCCUCAGCCACGAAGCCGAGUGGGUUGUUUAUUUUGAUUAUUUAUCAACUACUGGAAGAGAGAAGUUUAUCCGUAUGGUAACGGAUGUUCGUGGGAGAUGGUUGGCCUACUUAACCUCACGUUAUUUUGAUCUCACAAAGUUGCGGAAUAGUUGGACUAAGCGUUUUCUUGAGAGACUAUACAAGCAUCAGCAGGAGAAAGGGAGAGGGGAGCGCACAAGGCGUGAGGCGAAGCGUGUUCUUGAGAUACUGAAGGAGCAGCAGGAGAAAGAGCUGGAGCAGACCAAGAAGCAGAUCCGCAUUAUCAAAAUGGCGCUUGGAUUGAUGUCCUACCGUUAUUAACAAAUAUGUAUUGAUCAUUUUGACAGGGCGUUGUUGCUUUUGAUAAUUUAAGUUGUUAAUAUCGGCUGGAUAGAUGAACAAGUACUCUGGUCUUGGAGACUCUCAUUGUUGUAAUGCUGGAGUGGCUUUAUUGGCUUGCAAUGAUGAUAGUGUUCUGUUCUGCGCGCUUACACAAUAAGCACGGAUUCAUAUGUGGUACUCCCUCCGUCCCACUUUGAUAGUCUUAUUUUCCUUUUUCGUCUGUC
Coffea eugenioides is the source of this 2764-nucleotide messenger RNA. RefSeq names its product probable pre-mRNA-splicing factor ATP-dependent RNA helicase DEAH3. Gene Ontology annotation, cellular component: intracellular anatomical structure. Gene Ontology annotation, molecular function: RNA binding; ATP hydrolysis activity. NCBI's taxonomy places the organism in Eukaryota, Viridiplantae, Streptophyta, Magnoliopsida, Gentianales, Rubiaceae. Bases 237 to 2519 code for a protein of 760 amino acids. The record is from RefSeq and is a predicted model, not a curated record. The transcript is spliced from 2 exons.